This is a messenger RNA of Suricata suricatta (meerkat), 2221 nucleotides long. RefSeq names its product tubulin folding cofactor C (gene TBCC). Gene Ontology annotation, cellular component: cytoplasm. Gene Ontology annotation, molecular function: tubulin binding. The record is from RefSeq and is a predicted model, not a curated record. NCBI's taxonomy places the organism in Eukaryota, Metazoa, Chordata, Mammalia, Carnivora, Herpestidae. Gene Ontology annotation, biological process: post-chaperonin tubulin folding pathway; tubulin complex assembly. The transcript has a single exon. The coding region runs from base 67 to 1101 and encodes 344 amino acids.
GUGGGAGGCCUCUCGGAGGGCGCGCCCGGAGGAAGCAAGGCUGAAGAAAGGAAGCUUGAAGUCAAGAUGGAGACUGCUAGUUUCUCCGCCGCCGCGGCGAACGGGGCCGUGGGGUCGCAGCGGGACCGCAGCCUGGUGCCUGAGCGGCUCCAGAGACGAGAACAGGAGCGGCAGCUGGAGGUGGAAAGGCGGAAGCAAAAGCGGCAGAACCAGGAGGUGGAGGAGGAGAAGAGCGACUUUUUCGCUGCCGCCUUCGCUCGGGAGCGAGCGGCCGUGGAAGAGCUUCUGGAGGGCGGAGAAUCCAUGGAGCAACUGGAGGAGGCGGCCGCUCGGCUCCAGGGCUUGCAGAAACUUCUCAACGACUCGGUUUUGUUCCUGGCCGCCUACGAUCUGCGGCAGGGACAGGAGGCGCUGACGCGGCUACAGGCGACGCUGGCCGAGCGGCGCCAGGAGCUGCAGCCCAAGAAGCGUUUCGCUUUCAAGACCCGGAGGAAGGACGCUGCUUCGGCCGCCAAAGUAGAAUCUGCUUCUGGAGCCCUGGCGGCGGAAGGCGUCCUGGCCUCCCCGCCGCCCUUGAAGGAGGAGGGAGGCAUCGGCUCCAGCUGGGUCUUCGGCUUCUCCAACGUGGAGUCCCAAGUUCUGGAGAAGAGAGCAGAGGAGCUACACCAGCGUGACGUCCUUUUGACCGAACUGACCAAAUGCACGGUCAGACUGUAUGGCAAUCCCAACACUCUGCGGCUGGCCAAAGCCCGAAAUUGCACGGUGCUCUGCGGCCCGGUGUCCACGUCGGUGUUCCUGGAGGACUGCAGUGAUUGCGUGCUGGCCGUGGCCUGCCAGCAGCUGCGGGUACACACUACGAGAGACACCCGCAUCUUCUUGCAGGUCACCAGCAGGGCCAUCGUGGAAGACUGUAGCGGGAUCCAGUUCGCCCCUUAUACCUGGCGCUACCCGGGGAUGGACGAGGACUUCGAGGGCUCUGGUUUAGAUAGGAGCAAAAAUAACUGGAAGGACGUCGACGAUUUCAACUGGCUGGCCCGGGACAUGGCCUCCCCGAACUGGAGUAUUCUUCCUGAAGAAGAGCGAAUGAUCCAGUGGGACUGAGCAGUUGUCACUGUAUUUUUCACUCCUACCAAACACUUCCCCCGUGGGACCGACUCCUGCUAACGGGACCUCAAAGUUUACUUAUUGUCUCGCUUUGUAUGUGUUCGGUAUUUUAAGGUUUGAGAUCGUGUUAGGCUCCCACUUGUGAUUUCCGUGAAAUUCACAACAGGCCUAACAAUGAAGCACUUUGGUGUUUUGGUGAUGUGUAGUAGCUUUAUUGACUCUUGACAGUUUGAAACAGUAAAGGGUAAAGAGUGCCCAUGUGUGUUGAUUAUUAAUGAUUUGUGGCAUUUACAACUUACUGCAUGAUAAAGUAGGCCCUCAGUAAAUCUUUAAUAAAUGAAAGUAGUAGGACUCUCUUCGGAGCCAGUUAGUGUGGAAGUAUGUUAUCACACUGUACAGAAUACUAAUGAUUGAGAGCUCUUGAAUUGAAGGUCUCACUUCCAUAGGUGGGGGCGGGGAGACUCUGGUCUUCAGGGACACAUUAGCUUGGGCUUGGAGAACCCAGCUACUCAUCGACUUGUUUGGGUCCAAAGUUUUGGCAUCAGCCCCAGGAGACUCAUGAGGCUUACCAACUGUAAAACCAAAAUAAUUACAGCUACCAAUUUUUUUGUGUGCACUUGAAAGGCUGUAGACACUGUUUUAAGCACCUUACUCACGUAAACAUGACUCUAAGUCCAGAAAAUCUUAGGUAGGUUCAGUUAGCACCAUUUUUCAAGGGGGCGGGGGGCUGCCUGAGUCACACAGCUCAAGGGGACUGGGAUUUGAAACCAGGUAGUCUGGCUCCAGAGCCCACCGUUGCAAUCGCUGGAACGGACUAAUUUUGAAUAGUGUUAUCGGAAUUGGAAAGAGAGCUUCCAAGUCAUUAAAGAGGGUAGAUUGCUUUUCCUAAGUACUCAGGAGUAAACCAUAUAGCUGAGCCUUAAGUUCUUUGACUCAGAUUUUGCCGUAAUUGUAUACUAUUACAGAUUUGGCUUUCUGCUGUGUGUCCUCACCCAUUAUUCUUAAAUGGAAAGUCUUAAGAGUUUCAGAAAGCUUUUCGGGGUCUAGUGCCUUGUAACUGUAGACAUGAUUUUCAUUUAAUGACCACAGUAUUAAAGUGCUUGUAGUACCUUCUGUA